Molecule: messenger RNA, 1604 nt
Organism: Rana temporaria (common frog)
Lineage: Eukaryota; Metazoa; Chordata; Amphibia; Anura; Ranidae
Product: E3 ubiquitin-protein ligase TRIM8-like
Exons: 2
Coding region: 268-1530 (420 amino acids)
Molecular function (GO): zinc ion binding
Source: RefSeq, a predicted model, not a curated record
GAAGAAAAUUCAAUACUAUCUUUAGACAGUUUAUUUUACAAAUUAAAGCUUAGUUAUUGCUUGUAGUGGGUGAUCAGCAGAGGUAGGGCGUCAGCCAGCAGUAGGGGAAUUUAAACAUGCCUAGGGCAAGCAUAGAUAGAUACUCAAAAGGGUUAAAAAAAAGGGGAAGAGUCAAUGUCACUUUCUUUCGUUUCUUUGUAAACGCAAGUAGCUGCAAACAACGUAAACCAGCCUCACCCAGCCCACACAUCCAGAGCAUUUCUCGUGAUGGCGGCUGCUCAAUUGAAGCUGGAGGUGACGUGUUCCAUCUGUAUGAACAUUUUUUCAGAUCCCGUCACCCUAGGAUGUGGACACAGCUUCUGUAAAAUUUGCAUCACAAGAACAUUUGACAACCAACAUGACAGGGAAUACUUCUGUCCAGAAUGCAUGCAGGAGUUCAGGAGACGUCCAGAAUUAAAGAAGAAUCCAAGACUAUCCAACAUCGCCGAUCAUUUCCAUUCUGUGGAACCAAAUGGAGACCAACUUGAGCAUGUCUGCAGUUAUUGCGUUGACCCUCCUAUACCUGCUCUUACAUUGUGUCUUUUCUGUGAGGCUUUUCUCUGUGAUCGGCAUAAACAGGAACACAGCAAGUCACCAGAACACGUCCUCACCGAUCCCACCACUUCCCUGGAGGACAAAAAGUGUCCCGUCCACAAGAAGAUCCUGGAGAAUUACUGUAUUGAUGAUGGUAUGUGUAUCUGUGCUCAUUGCAUGACCUCAGACCACCAUGGACACAAAGUCAGCACAAUAAGUGAAUUUUUUCAGGAAAAGGCAAAAAAUCUGAAACUUAUUCUGGAGAAAUUGUCUGAUAAGAGAAAGGAAACAGAAGCAAUGCUCAAGAGUCUGCAGGAUCACAAGAUGAAGAUAGAUAAUGAGGCAGGUGGUAUAGCUGAGAAAGUCAACGGCAUAGUGAAAGACAUCAGAAGACGAGAGGAUCUAGAGAAGAGAGUACUGACUGAAAUCUCCAGGCAACAGCAAAAUAUUUCCCUCUUAGUCUCCAAUGAUAUCCAGCAACUAGAAAAUGAAAAGUCUGAACAAAUUGAGGAGCUCAGUAGAAAUACUAACCCAAUAACUCCCUUACAGACUGCAGAAGUUUCACCGUGUGCCUCAGAGGAGGAGUAUACUUUGGGCAGAGGAGUGGAUAGCAAAAUGAUCCAUAAAGUGGAUGAUCUGGAGGAGGAUGUUGCCUUAGAGACUUUUCCUUCAGGGCUACCAAACAUUGUGGUGGGUGCUGGAACAAAUGAACUUCAAAACAUUCCAAAUGUUGCAGCUGAACUUCAAAAUGUUUUACACAUUUUGGCCAAUCAGAGCACUACCCAACAAAUGUUACCUAUAAACACAGAUAGUAACGUGUGGAGCUGUGAAGAUCUCUAUGACCCUGAUACUGACUAUGAGGAUGGCCCCUAUGUUGUUGACAGUGAUUCUGAUUAUGAUUAUAAGGAUGGCCCCUAUAUUGUUGACAGUAGUGAAGAUGAAUACUAUGACCAGUGAUUACAGUUAUUUAGUAAUUAAAAACGGUAAAAAAAAAAACCAGAUACCACAGAAUAAAAAUGAAAUUUGGUUAA